AUCCACGAAUCCCAUGAUCCAAUGAUGUUGAAGCAUGUUACUCAAGUAUCUUUCAUGGACCGCUCACUACUCUAUAACUAUAAUAUUAAGCUUAUGGGGUGGCAUUCUCCAAAAGAUAAUGAAGAGUGGUGGGGUGAGUGGGGUUCCUUGAAAAAUGUCACUGUUAUGACUGGAAAGAACAUGUCCUUAUCUCAUCUUCUGAAGGGUCAAAAGUGCCAAACAGAGUGUGGCCUUUGGGGAGAGCCUAACACUAGACCAGUUUGUAGGUAG
This is a messenger RNA of Sphenostylis stenocarpa, 270 nucleotides long. The record is from the annotation of a GenBank genome assembly. Lineage: Eukaryota; Viridiplantae; Streptophyta; Magnoliopsida; Fabales; Fabaceae.